AUGGCCGCCAGCCGAACCACCAUGGCCUUCAAUGAUGGCAUCACUGACACCGACAAGAGCUCUAUCGAGUUUCGCAUCGCCGACUCACUCACCCGCGAACUCGGAACUAUGUCUGUGGGCGACCUCGAACGCAUCACGAGCAAGAUCGCCUUUGUUAUACGCUUCAAACUCGGCGCACAAAUCACUGCUCCCUACAUCACCACUCUGGUCAAAACCAUGGACACAGGUGGCCGCAGCAUCACAAUCUGGGCUCACCUCGGUGCUAUGUGCCUUCAAGAGUUGUUCUCCGUGGGGGGUGGAUCUGGCGAAGAAGCCAUCAUAUACUUGGGGUACGCCGCAGAUUGGGCUGUGGAGCAGGUCAUGAAGCUGAAGGACGCACCAAGCCUGAGGAAGAAGCCGUUGCUGCAGGAGCUUGGAGAGGACGUUGAGCUCCUCACGGCUGCGAAUGGCAGGGAUUGA
Molecule: messenger RNA, 459 nt
Organism: Parastagonospora nodorum SN15
Lineage: Eukaryota; Fungi; Ascomycota; Dothideomycetes; Pleosporales; Phaeosphaeriaceae
Exons: 2
Coding region: 1-459 (152 amino acids)
Source: RefSeq, a predicted model, not a curated record